Rhinopithecus roxellana (golden snub-nosed monkey) is the source of this 1342-nucleotide messenger RNA. It is a transcript of the gene LYSET, whose product is annotated as transmembrane protein 251. The coding region runs from base 414 to 923 and encodes 169 amino acids. The transcript is spliced from 2 exons. NCBI's taxonomy places the organism in Eukaryota, Metazoa, Chordata, Mammalia, Primates, Cercopithecidae. The record is from RefSeq and is a predicted model, not a curated record.
AGCCCCGACUGCGGCGGCAUCCGGGACGGCGGGCGGGCUGGCCACCCGGGACAGGAAGGUGAGAUCCGGGACCUUAGCUUUGCAGGCAGGCUCUGCCGGCGGCCGCUGACUGGCGCUGGGCUCGCGACGCUGUAGGGCGGCGAGGCCCGGGACUGGCGCAGUCAGCGCAACCCUGGUCGCGGCGUGCCGGCACUGCAGCGCGGCAGGGGGCGGGGCCGGCCGCCUGGAGGCCCGUGUGGCGGGGACGCCUCCCGGCCGGGUCGGGUCCCCAUAGCGGGUCUCCGGCGGCAGCGACGGGGGCCGGGCCGCGCGUGACCCGCCGCAGUCACGCCGUUCUUAAUCACUAGUAGCUGGUGCUCCAGGCUGGCGGCGCUCACCUUUCUCCUAGCCGGGUGACCCAGGGGAGUUAUUUUAUGGUGGCUUUCUCUGAAAUGCCAAAGCCACCCGAUUAUUCAGAGCUGAAUGACUCUUUAACGCUUGCCGUGGGAACAGGAAGAUUUUCGGGACCAUUGCACAGAGCAUGGAGAAUGAUGAAUUUCCGUCAGCGGAUGGGAUGGAUUGGAGUGGGAUUGUAUCUGUUAGCAAGUGCGGCAGCAUUUUACUAUGUUUUUGAAAUCAAUGAGACUUACAAUAGGCUGGCCUUGGAACACAUUCAACAGCACCCUGAGGAGCCCCUUGAAGGAACCACAUGGACACACUCCUUGAAAGCUCGAUUACUCUCCUUGCCUUUUUGGUUGUGGACAAUUAUUUUUCUGGUACCUUACUUACAGAUGUUUUUGUUCCUAUACUCUUGUACAAGAGCUGAUCCCAAAACAGUGGGCUACUGUAUCAUCCCUAUAUGCUUGGCAGUUAUUUGCAAUCGCCACCAGGCAUUUGUCAAGGCUUCUAAUCAGAUCAGCAGACUACAACUGAUUGACACAUAAAAUCAGUCACCGUUUUUUCCCUGCGAUUACAAAACUGCCAGUCCUAUAUGGAGUCUGAUCACAAGACUGCAGUUUCUUCACAGAUCUCAGGAAGUUGUGGUGGGGCAGAGGCUUUUUAAAAACAUGUGAUCAGGGGGCUAUCUUUAUCUGAAUAAUAAUGAAUUUUUAGGUAAAACCUGAGAUAGAGUACUACAAAAUCAUGUUGAUGACUUCAGAUUUUGGAAGUUAAAUCGUGUCUGUUAUUUGCAUUCUUUAGAAACUUGACUAAGUACCUGAAUUCAUAUUUCUAUUCUACUGUGCAACAUAGUGAUGAUUCAGAAAUUUUUCCUUUGGGGAAAAAAAAUGAAUAUGAACAUUUCCAUUGUGUUAAGUGUAAAAAGGUCCAGACAUGAUCAUAAAAUUUAAAUUUUAUACAGUUA